AAAAUUUCAUUUAUUUCAUUAGAUUCCAAUGAGGGAGCCGAAUUUUCAAGCCAAUAAUGGCCAACGGAAGACACCUACUAUUGGUACUACAAUCACGCCAGUGGUGACAUGAUACCUUUUGCAUCAGGGUCUAUGGAGAAAGGAAAAUCUCUCUUGUCGUCAGGGUCUACAGAGAAUUUGAAUUCUCAAUCUUCUAUCAAAGAUAUUCAAAAGUCCACUUCAUUCUCUUCUAACGAAGAAAACGUCCCAUCAAAAUUCCUAAUCUGCAUGGACAUCGCGAAAAAGAUCUACAACCGAGUUGGUCGGAAAAUGUCUCUGUUCACCAGCAAGCUGAUGGAUUAUUUAUUCUCUGCGGCGUAUUUAAUGGAUCAUCGUUUGACUGAUAAUAUGAUGAAUAGUGAGAAGAAAGUAGCUGAUAAGGAACAAAUCAGCCAACUUAUAAAUUGCGUGACGAGUUUCUUUCCAGAGGAAAAAGAGAGCGCCAUGCGCGCAGUAAUCCGACAGAAAUUCAACAACGCCUGCAAGACGCAACAUCAGCUAAAAACAAAAAAAAUAACUUGA
Molecule: messenger RNA, 561 nt
Organism: Daphnia pulex (common water flea)
Lineage: Eukaryota; Metazoa; Arthropoda; Branchiopoda; Diplostraca; Daphniidae
Exons: 3
Coding region: 109-561 (150 amino acids)
Molecular function (GO): DNA binding
Source: RefSeq, a predicted model, not a curated record